Messenger RNA from Geosmithia morbida, 2739 nucleotides. Its product is annotated as cytoskeleton-associated protein 5. The record is from RefSeq and is a predicted model, not a curated record. Bases 1 to 2739 code for a protein of 912 amino acids. Lineage: Eukaryota; Fungi; Ascomycota; Sordariomycetes; Hypocreales; Bionectriaceae. Gene Ontology annotation, biological process: mitotic spindle organization; establishment or maintenance of microtubule cytoskeleton polarity; microtubule polymerization. The transcript is spliced from 2 exons. Gene Ontology annotation, molecular function: microtubule plus-end binding; microtubule plus end polymerase activity. Gene Ontology annotation, cellular component: spindle pole; kinetochore; centrosome.
AUGGCCGACGAGGAGGACUACAGCUCCCUCCCGUUACCGGACAGAUUCACACACAAAAUCUGGAAGGUGCGGAAAGCAGCGUACGAAGAUGCCGCCAAGCAAUUUUCCGUCUCCCCAGACGAGGACGACCCUUGCUUCCGACCCUUCCUAAACGACCCCAGUCUGUGGAAGUCAGCCGUCACCGACUCCAACGUCGCCGCCCAGCAGGAUGGCAUCGUUGCCCUGUGCUCGUUUCUCAAGUACGGUGGGCGCAACUGCUGCGUACGAACGCGCGGUGGUACUGUCACGGCCAUCGUCGAGAAGUGCCUUUCGUCCACCCGAGCCGCCACGAAGCAGAACGCCAUCGAGGCCCUGCUCCUCUAUAUCGAGCUCGAUGUUUCCGGCCCUAUCAUCGAAGACAUGAUUCCAGGCCUCUCAAACAAGGUGCCCAAAAAUGUCGCGGCCACGCUCAACGCCUUGACACAGAUCUUCCACAACUACGGCUGCAAGGUCGUCGACCCCAAGCCCGUCCUUAAGUGCCUCCCCAAGGUGUUCGGUGCCGCCGACAAGAAUAUCCGUGCCGAGGCCACCAGCCUCACAGUCGAGCUGUACAGGUGGCUGCGCGAGGCCAUGAAGCCCAUGUUCUGGGGUGAGCUCAAGCCGACUCAGCAGACUGACCUGGAGGCACAGUUUGAGAAGAUCAAGGCCGAGGGCCCACCAAAGCAGGAACGCCUCCUGCGGUCCCAGCAAGCGGCGUUGGAUGCUGCCCCCGAGGGCGGCGAUGGUGGAGGCGACGAUGAUGGCGGCGAGGACGAAGAUCCCGGGGAGAUGGACGCCUUUGACCUGGCUGAGCCGCAGGAUGUUCUCAAGAAGAUCCCUCCCAACUUCUCCGAGCAGCUGGCUUCCUCAAAGUGGAAGGACCGCAAGGAGGCUGUGGAGGCACUGUACCAGGCGGCCGACGUGCCACGCAUCAAGGAUGGCGAUUACAACGAGGUCGUUCGCGGUCUUGCCAAAUGCAUGAAAGACGCCAACGUCGCCGUCGUCACCCAAGCAGCUCUUUGCGUUGAUGUGCUGGCCAAGGGUCUUCGGAAGGCCUUUGGAAAGUACAGACCCGUCAUCACACAACCGAUCCUUGACCGACUCAAAGAGAAGAAGGCCACCGUGGCGGAUGCCCUUGGCGCUGCCCUUGACGGCGUCUUUCUGUCUACCAAUCUGAGCGAAUGUUUGGAAGACAUCACGGCCUACCUCAGCAACAAAAACCCCCAGGUCAAGGAGGGCACUAUGAAGUUCCUCAUCCGUUGCCUGCGGACUACGCGCGACGUCCCCGCCAAGCCAGAGAUCGUCUCGGUGUGCGAGAGCGGGAAGAAGCUGCUCGGUGAAUCGAGCCCGGCACUUCGCGAUGGCGGUGCAGAGAUCCUGGGAACCAUCAUGAAGAUUAUUGGAGAGCGCGCCAUGACACCUUACAUAGAUGGCCUGGACGACAUCCGCAAGACCAAGGUCAAGGAGUUCUUCGAGACGGCCGAGGUCAAGGCCAAGGAGAAGCCCAAGCCCAAGCCUGCCGCCGCACCUCCCAAGGCGGCUGCUGGCCCGGCAAAGAAGAUGGUUCCCGGUAAGAGGCCGGCGGCUAAGAAGCCGGCAGCACCAGCCGCUGCAGAGCCCCCCUCCAGCCCACCAAAGACCGCACCGGCCGGAGGCAAGCUCGGCCUCCCGAAGUCGGGUGGCCUUGCUGGCCUGAAGGCCCCACAGAGACGCCUUGGCGCCCCGGGGCCUGCCUCGCCACGCCGUGCACCCGCGGGACCCCCGGUGAUGCCCCCUGAAGACGACGCACCACCGCCGCAGCCCCGCAGCGGUCUCACCAGAGGCCUGACAGGCCGAUCGCUGGCAAAGCCCGCAUCCGCAGCACCGCAGAUGCCGCCCGAGUCACCGCCGCCGGCUAGCGGCCUGACAGCGGCAGAGCGCGCAGAGCUAGAUGAGCUGCGUGCUUCCAACGACCGCUACUCUCGCCAGGUAGACGACAUGAGGCAGGAGCGCAGCAAGUUCAUGACGGAGAUCCAAGAGCUCAAGAACCAAAACGCUGGACUGAUCGAGGACCACACUCGUGAUGUGCUGAGCAUCAAGGCUAAGGAGACGCAGCUGGUGCGCGCGCGCAGCGACGCCGAGGCGGCUGAGCAGGUCAAUGAGCGUCUAAGGCGGGAGCUAGAGCGUCUCAAGAGGGCUCUCAGUCGCGCCGAGGGCCUAGGUGCUCCGUCGUCAGGAAGCGGUGGUAUGACCAGCCCCGUCGUCACUUCGCCCGUCAACACCAACUACGACGACGUCGGCAUCUUCCGCGACUCCGGGGGUGCUGCUACUUCUUCCUCCAGCAGGCACCGCGCCAGCUUCACGAGCACCAUGUCGGAGGAAAAGGAGAACGGUGCCGAGGCCGGCGGUGCCGGCGCAGGCUACUAUCCCCCCCGCAACAAGGCUCUCAGUCCGGAAAUGCGGUACGCUGGAAGCACCCCUUCCUCGGGACGGGGGUCGCCGGCCCGCGGGUUCAGGAGUAGCCGCGAGCGUGGAUACGACGAUGGCGCCGACUCCGGCGCUACCCCUGCCUCUGCUGGGAGCUACGGUCUCUCUAGGGAUAGGCCUUCAGCAAUGGGCCCGCCUCAGCCCUCGGGCAAUGGGAACGGGCAGGAGAGUUGGAAGAGGGCCGCUGAGGUGACGAGUCAGCUGAAGGCGCGUAUUGAACAGAUGAAGGCCAAGCAGGGAUAUGGUCGUUCAUGA